Molecule: messenger RNA, 1830 nt
Organism: Neohortaea acidophila
Lineage: Eukaryota; Fungi; Ascomycota; Dothideomycetes; Mycosphaerellales; Teratosphaeriaceae
Product: Maf1 regulator-domain-containing protein
Exons: 2
Coding region: 390-1559 (389 amino acids)
Biological process (GO): negative regulation of transcription by RNA polymerase III
Cellular component (GO): nucleus
Molecular function (GO): RNA polymerase III core binding
Source: RefSeq, a predicted model, not a curated record
UCACCACAUCCACCACAUCACCCUCCGCAACCAUCCCACCACCGUCGCAUGGCGCAUCACAGCAACCAUUGUGCCUGCUAGGCCCGCCUUGCGCGCGUCUAGUAAUCCACCGUUCUCUCGUCUCGAGGACGCGUUAUCAUCGGCUUCCGACGGAGGGGAGUGUUAUCGGCAGAGUCAGCAAGAGCAGGAUUACGCGCCAGGAGCUCGGGGGUUGCGCAAGGCGAAUGCACGCGUCGCAGACGGAUUACAAACGCUACUAGCUGGUAGAAGAAAGAGUAAUACACCUACUGCUACCCGGCGUGAACGAGCUACCAGCGGAAUCUCCACGCGAAGUAUACCUUACCCGGCGCAUUGAACAGCUAUAGUUGGAUCGGGUCGAGCAUCUCGAGAUGAAGUACCUUCCUCUUCGCAACCUGGAUACGGUGACGAACGCGUUGAACUUCUCAACUGCGGAGUACCAUGUCAUCGGAGGCUGCGACAUCUACACCACCAAAGCGGCGGGCGGCGACAAGAAGCUGUACAAGAACAUCGAAAACAGUCUAGAAGUCGAGUACGAGAACCUUGUGCGACUGUCGGCAUCGCUUAGUCCGCCGUACCGCACCGCAAGCGAGGAUGGCAAAGCCGGCGAAAAGGGCCGCCGCAGCAGCAGGAGCAAGCGUGGCCAUUCGGUCAGCGUGCCCGAGAUCGAUCUCUCGCGCGCAUCGCCAUUUGGACCGUUGAGCUCCAUCACUUCGCGCCGGACAUUUGCUUAUGUGAUCGCCACCCUGAACGCAUCACACCCGGACUACGACUUCUCGCACGCGCUCAAACCCGCGGACUUCCACAAGGAGAAGAGCCUGCGCUCUGUCAUGCUCAAUGUCGACAGCACACUGCACAAUCUCCGCCCGAAAGUGAUCCCCUACUCCCCGAACACCUAUCUCGCCCCACCUUCCGCGAUUCUAUCGAACUCGGCCUUGUUACUUAACAGCUCGGGCACGGAGGUCUGGAGUCCGAAGAUGUGGGCUUUGAUCAACGAGGAAAUGGACCUGACGCAGUGCGAGAAAUACUCCUUCACGCCGGAAGACGAGCUGUUUGACGGCGAGGCGGGCGCGAUCUGGAGCAUGCACUACUUCUUCUUCAACAAGGAGAAGAAGCGGGUGUGCUACUUUUACGUGCGAGGCUUGAGCGUCAUCAGCCACUCACCAGUCUUCACCCCUGGGUUCCCCGUCAAAAGGCCGAAGCGGAGUCAACGCCAAGCGAGCGGCGUGUCGAUUGGAGAAGGCGCUGGAAAACGCGCAAGUUACUGGCUGGGCUCACGCCAGGGCAUCGACACCGACAGCUACGGCGACGAUGACGACGACGAAAUGAUCGUCGAUCCAGCCGAUGACGAGGUCGAAGUGCCAUACAUGGACCUGGACGAAAUUCGGAGCUCGCUCACCGAAGGCUACUAUCCGCACGAAGGCGCGGAGGAGUACGACGAGUUCAACGAUGGAUACCUGGACGAAGGGUGGACGGCACAUGGUAGUGUGGGACACGUGCGCGGGAUGAGCGAGGAACUCGGGGACUUGCUGGAGUUGUGAUGGGCUGUCGUCAAUGCUCGGCUUUGCUUUGUGGAAUCCUGCGGGAAGGGGGGAGAGGCGUUUAUGGCAUGGUGGGAAUGGUAUGGCGUGGAACGGAAGACGGGGUGUCGGGGCUAAUGAAUGGGUUCUAAUGAUUUGCUCAAGCAUGGCGUUUCAGCGGGCUGGUGGCGCGGCUUGCUUGCCAUGGCGUUGAGCUGUAUGUGUAGUUUGAUCGAUACCCGGCUUUUUCCUACUUUUCCUUAGCUGCUGAGGAAGAACAUAUCCGAUUUUA